Patella vulgata (common limpet) is the source of this 5717-nucleotide messenger RNA. RefSeq names its product sodium-dependent phosphate transport protein 2B. The transcript has 5 exons. Gene Ontology annotation, biological process: sodium-dependent phosphate transport. Lineage: Eukaryota; Metazoa; Mollusca; Gastropoda; Patellidae. Gene Ontology annotation, molecular function: sodium:phosphate symporter activity. Bases 946 to 2697 code for a protein of 583 amino acids. The record is from RefSeq and is a predicted model, not a curated record. Gene Ontology annotation, cellular component: membrane.
AAAUUUAUAUCAGAUAAAGUGUAUUGCAUAUUGUAAAUAAAAUAUUAAAAAGUGUUAAAAUCUCUUGCUAUCUUUAAUGUAUUUUUGCACUAUGUUUAAUAUGUUAAAAUUGGUAUCAUCUGAAAGAUCGGGGUUACCAUAUAAGAUUAGGUUAAUUGUAAUAUUGUGUUUGAGGUGGUGUAAAUUAUUUUGGAGAAUUGUUCUUUGGGCAGAGUAGGCUGGACAUAUGAAAAAAUAAUGGUAGUUAUCUUCGUCUGUAGCAUUACAUCUAGGGCACACCUUUGUUUCACUAAUAAAAUGAUAGAAUAAAUGGUUAUUUAAUUUACUAGCUUUAUUUCUUAAUUGGCAAUGGAUACUAUUUUCUUUUCUAUUUCCAAUAUUAUAAUAUAAUGGUGGUCUAGGUAAUGGGUAUACACGUGAAAGGCCCAAUUUAAAUGUGCUUAACGUUUGUGAAGUUUUAAUGUUUUCCGGUAAAUUGUUCCAUAGUUUUAUUGUGCAGGGAAAUGUUUUUUUAAUAUUUUAUGGGGCGGUGCUGGAUGGGUUGUGGCUAGUGUUACCUUAGUUCUAUUAACUCGAUGUCGCCAAACAAAGUUUGCCAUGCAUUUUAUUUCUAAAGUGUUCAUCAAGCAGGGACUUGCCUUUUGGUAAUAAACAGGUUUUAUUAUGUAUAAAUUCAAGGAUAUUUCAGAUUUGAUCGUGGGGAGGCAGGCGAAUGGUUAACGUAUGCAAUGAGUCAAGCGGCAUGGUAUUGAUCCCCCACUUGUACGUGACAAGGUGUAGUAUUGCAUGUCCAACCUCGUGAGUUUUCUUCGCCCCCCCCCCCACACACACUGUUAAAGACAGUCAACGAAUUAUUGAAAUGAAAUACCCCCCCCCUCUCUCUCUCUCACUCGUUGAAAUAUACACGUAUUUAAAGAUACAUUAUGUAAGAUAUGAUUGGUUGUAAUGGAAGGUCGCGUCCGGGGUUGUACGAGCGGCCAAAAAUAUGAUAAUUGUUCUUUUCGUUUAGGUAAGAAAGCUGGCGAAGUUUUCCGGAACAAUGAUAUCUUAAAGAAUCCUGUGGCUGGUUUAAUGAUGGGUGUGUUGGUCACUGUUUUAGUACAGAGUUCCUCCACAUCAACAUCUAUUAUCAUCAGCAUGGUCGGUGCUGGGAUUUUACCCAUCAAAUCUUCUAUACCAAUUAUCAUGGGAGCCAAUAUCGGUACAUCAGUCACCAAUACUAUAGUAGCACUUGGUCAGAUCACCAACAAGAAUGAUUUCAGACGAGCUUUUGCCGGGGCCACCGUACAUGAUAUGUUUAAUUGGCUAGCUGUUAUUGUCUUAUUACCUCUAGAAAUAAUAACUGGAUACUUAUUCCAUUUAAGUAAAGCGAUAAUAAGCUUGAACCCGGAGACAAAUAAAGCUGCGAAAAAAGAUUUAUUGAAAGUUAUAACCAAACCCUUUACUGAGCUGAUCAUACAGGUGGACAGUAAAGGUAUUAAUAAAAUCGCUACGAACACACACGACGUCGAUGCAGUCAAGUUGAUGAAAUCGUGUUGUGAUAAGACAAAGCCGGAAGCCUGUUGUUUGGACGAUUUUAAGUCCACUAUUGCUCAAAAUACGACAUCAAUGAGGACGCAGUUCUGUGAUACGAUGCAAGCCAACUGUUUCAAACCACCGAUGAACACUUCUACUGACAACUGCCUUAAAUCCUGGGUUGACUCAUCUAACGCCAAUGAAACUGACAAAUUUAAUUGUAAGGCGUUUACAACAAACUACACAACCACCUGUUACAAGCCAUGUGAAUACGCCUUUAAAGGGUUAGACGAACAUAUUGGCGAAGAGGGGGUGGGCGCCAUCUUGUUAGUGAUAGCCCUGGCCAUCCUUUGUAUCUGCCUGGUAGUUAUCGUAAAAAUGCUUCAUCAGUUACUGCGAGGACAACUAGAAGUGCUAAUUAAAAAGUUCAUCAACGCCGAAUUCCCGGGUAAAAUGGCCUAUUUCACGGGUUACAUCGCCAUUUUGUUGGGAGCUGGUUUAACCAUCCUGGUGCAGAGCAGCUCUAUCUUCACCUCCACACUAACACCCUUGGUCGGCAUGGGAGUCAUUGAAAUUGAUCGAAUGUAUCCGUUGACUCUUGGUGCCAACAUUGGAACCACUACUACUGGUAUCUUAUCGGCUCUAGCCCAAGAUUCGGACACCAUCAAUGAUUCCUUGCAGGUGGCUUUGUGUCAUUUGUUCUUCAACAUCAGUGGAAUCCUGAUAUUCUACCCCUUCCCAUUCUUCAGACCACCGAUUCCUUUAGCCAAAUUCCUUGGAAACCAAACGGCUAAAUAUCGAUGGUUCGCUAUCGUCUAUAUUUUCUGCAUGUUUUUCAUCUUCCCAGCUCUGAUUUUUGCGCUCUCUGUUCCUGGGUGGUACGUGCUGGCCGGUGUCAUGAUUCCAAUCGUUGUAUUUUGCAUCAUUGUUGCUUUUAUAAAUUGUUUACAACGAAAGAGAAGAGGGUGCUUACCACCUGUUCUCAGAAACUGGUAUUUCUUACCAGAACCUUUGAGAUCUUUAAGACCAAUAGAUAGAUGUUUCACCAAAUGUAAAUGUUGUCGUCAAAAAGAUGAUGUUGAUGAUGGCGACAAACCCGCUAUUCAAAUGGACCACAAUGGUCACAGUAAUGGGAAGGUGGGUGAAGAUAACCAAGGCUAUGUAAUAAAUACCCAUCUGUAAGGGGAAUACUAUGGGGUUGGUGUCUUCCAUAAAAUACGUCUCCCAUGACAAAACAAGAUGGUGGGCAUAACCGAAAUACAUUUAAGAGAAACGUAAAUUCAUUGGUCUUAUAAAUUAUUGGUUUAACAAUGUUAUGUAAACGUAGGUUUGGCGGGUACCAAAUCAUGACGUCAAUCAAGGGUAUCAUUUGAAGAUGCAUUAUCUUAGAUUUUGAUAAAAAAAAAAGGCUGGUCGUUCGAGCUACAAUAGUUAAAAAAUAGAUAAUAGAAAUAGAUUUAUUGACAAUUUCAGUCAAAUUACUUUAUUCUUAGCAAAAUUAUAAGACACGAUUGUCCAGUACUAGUGCUGCGAUAAUAAACAAAGUCCCGAUUAUCUAUUUUAAGACCUUACAUAACGCAUCUUUAAGUGAUUUACAAUAUAAAUAGAUGUAAUAUAAUUAUAUUUUUACUGUGAAUUUAAUAUAUUGUAAUAUAUACCCAUUUUAUACAUGUUUUAAAAAUAUAAACUUACAUUGUACCCAUUACAAGUCCGCCGAAAUUUGAUAUAAACAUAUUACCCUUUAAACUGCCAGUUUCUACCGUCCAUUAUCCAAACUGUAUGCUUUGAGAAACUGUCUUAAAUAUGAAUAAGAACAGUAGGACGUUAAACCCCAUUUCAUUUCUUAAAUAUGAAUAAACCGCCUCCCCCUGACUGCUUUUUAUCCAGCGCCGAACGAAGGUAGGGAGGAUAUUAAAAUGGGCCCCGUCCGUCCCGAUUUCGUGUCCAGAGCAUAUCUCAUAAACCGUUGAAGAUAUAAUUUUGAAACUUUGUACACACAUCAACCUAUUACAGCAGUUGUGACUUUUGCUAUUUAGGAAUUUCUUGGAUUUGUAUUCUUUGUGUUUCAAUGGAACCAAAUUUGACUUAGUGUUUGGUGUACACUUGUGGGCAUAAACCAUUAAGCUAUCUUCAUGAAACUUUGCACAGACAAAGUAGCCUUUUGCUAAUUAGAAAUUUCUCGGAUUUUGGUGUUUUCAUGGAAACAAAUUUUGCCGUUGAAUGAUUUCUGAAUUUUUAUUACACAUUUGACGUAGUUUUUGGUAUAUGAUUAUUAUUCUAGAGCACAUCCCUGAACUGUUCCAAGAUAACUUUAUAACACUUUUACAUUCAUCAACCUAUUAUUUUAUUUUCUGAUGACCGUCCUUCCGACCCGAUUUCGUUUCCGGAGUAUAUUUCAUUAUCCGUUCAAGAAAUCUUUUUGAAACUUUAUACAAACAUCAACCUAUUAUAGCAUUUUAUGUUCUGGUAUGUAAGCUUAAUGUUUAACAUACAGCGGCUGAUUGGGGUAGGCAAAGGUUGUUGUGCAAACAUUACAGUGAGUAGCGACCCAGCCUUGCCGAACUACUGUGAUCAGAGUAUGAAUCUUCUGACUAGUUCCAUUAAUAUUCCACGAUGUUGUUUUUCCUUAUGCCUUCCAAACAAAUGCAAGGGCGCGGAUUGAUGAUGACUAGUCAACUUGUUUUCUUCAAUUUUGUGAUUUUCAAAAUAAGGCCGAUAUGGCAAUGGAAAAUAAAUUCCCUCUUGUUACAAGAUCUGAUUUAAUGAACUUUGCUCACAAUUCGCUCCAGACAAAAGCUACUGGUUUAUUUACCAUUUGUAAAUAUGUAAUAUAAUAUGUGAUUUUAAUAUUAUACAUUUUAAUAUAUCAUUAUUUUUAUACUGUUAUAAAGCCGUUGAUCGCCACGUGCUUUUCCAGAUAUCAUUUUUCACCGUCUUCACGCUAAAUAUGCACGCGUAUUAAUUAUUUGUCAUUUAAUUAUGAAAAGAAAUCUAACAUAUGAACGUUAUUGAAUUCAGUCGAAGUGAAUAGGGUACCAGCAAAAGGAAUUUACUCGACAUUUGGUUCUGUUUAGUUUAAAUUGUCUGUAGGGGAUGCCGAGUGUUGUGGAAUAUAUACGACACUUGGUUCUGUAUUGUUUAAAUUAUCUGUAGGGGAUGCCGAGUGUUGUGGAAAUUUCUCGACACUUGGCGCUGUUUCGUUUAAAUUGUCUGUAGGGGCCGAUGCCCAGUGUUGUGGGAAUUUCCUCGACGCUUGGCGCUGUUUGGUUUAAAUUGUCUGUAAGAGAUGUCCAGGGUUGUGGAAGUUUCUGUUCCCCAUAUGUUUGUAAACGGAAUUGAACCAUUGUUGUUUUCAAGGGAUGAAACAUCCCCGACUUGACGACCAACGGCUAUAAGGUAUUUGAACUCUGCAUUGUCGUUCAUCUUAUCGCCUUCUCAUAUGCACUUACAAUGUUGAUAAUCGAUACUAUAUGAUUGAAAUUAGAUCACAGUAUUUUCCUGCGUUUAUCUUAGGGAUUUUUUUUUUACACAAUUGCGCCCAAUAUUGGAAAUAAUUUGACAACUUCGUUUCGUUUUGGGGUACAAUUUUUAAAAUUACACGAAAGGAGAUUGCCAGCUGAUUUGGUUAUGUGGCAAUUUAACGCAAUUUCGUUUCGUUUUGGGGUAUAAUAUUUAAAAUUAAACGAAAUGAGAUUGCCAGCUGAUUUGGUUAUAUGGCAAUUUAACACUAAUUUCGUUUCGUUUUUGGGUUAACUGUAAAAUAACAGGGAACAAAAUUUCGUUUCGUUUUGGGGUGAUUGUAAAAUAACAGGGAACAAAAUUUCGUUUCGUUUGGGGGUAAUUGUAAAAUAAAACGGAACAAAAUCAAAAUGGACAUCUGAUUUAAAAAUAUGGUAAUUGUUUAAUUAUAUGGUAAUUUAUGCACACGGUGAUCUUUGUCAUAAUAUCCAUAAUAUUCCUAACCAAACAAGCAUCUGUAUCGACUGAUAUUCAGAACCACAAGAAAUUCAUAUCACUUUUUAUUUUUUGUAUGUACAAAUUCAAACAUUUUUUAUUUAUACACAAGUUUUGUUUUUUUUUAAAUAAAAUAAUUUUAUAUUGUAUAAGUUAAUCGUUAACGGUGGUAAUACAGCAUCUUAUUGGUUAUAUUCGUUUAUAUUUAUGAUAAAAAAAAAUAAUAAAAAUUUGAAAUAAAAACAGUA